UUCGCUUCCUUGUUAGGCGGGAGGUUUAAACAGCGGACCAAUCCUCAGGCGGUAUUCAAAGACGCCCUAAUUUCCUAGAAGAUGAUUGGCUGCUAUCACUCCGUCACCGCAAUAUAACUUUGUCUCUGGUUCAAACCUCUUGGCGAUGCGUGCGUCAAAAAUAUGUCAAAAGGUGCGUACACGAACAAUUAAAAAAGUCAAGAUAUAAUAAAACUCGUUUUAAGCGUCAAAGCUCGCUCUGAGACAAGCUGGGUGAAGGCAAACAAGUCAAAUUAAACACUCGAGUUGUGAAGUGCUAGUUUCCAUGGUAACAUGGGUACAAGCAAGAUGGAGUUCCUGCAAUGGAGUUGUGAAGAUGUUGCGACAUGGAUUGAAUCCAUUGGAUUUCCACAAUAUAAACUGUGCUUCACCGAGAACUGUGUCACGGGCAGGAAGCUGAUCUUUGUGGAUUGUGUCCAUAUGCCAAGACUUGGAAUCACAGAUUUUAAAGACAUGCAGGCUAUCGCGGCACGUGUGCGCGAGCUGCUGGGAAUCUCAGAGGUCCUGUGGAGUCGCAGCAUCGCAGACCCGCCACGGGACAUCGAGGGCCUCUUCCUGGAGAUGAAGAGCCGCACGGGGGUGAAGACCGAUGAGCUCACCCCUCAGCAGCUGCUGGAAGACAUCAGCCACUGACAAGAUCAAAGUGUGUACAGUGAACCGCUGUGCAUUCCAGACGCUGAGACCCUUAAAAAGAUUUUAUUCUUCUUCAACUUUUUAAACACCUUCCCGAUUGUAAACAGGCAAAAUCACGACGCUGCCGGACAUAUAUUCUUUGUACUCUGCGAAAAAUGAUUAGUAUUACGGCAGCUUAGUGAGUCAUGCUUGUGGAACUUGGUAAGUACUCUGUGAAAGUAUCAUGUAAAGAAACAUGAGGAAAAAAUAAAUAAAAAUAUUAAUUGCAGCGAGGAAUUCCAUGAUUGAAAAUGAGGUACGUUCCAAAAGGAAAACUACAAUGUAUCCAUGUUGCGGUACACUGUAUUGUGCCUAGAGAAGCGCGGGGAGUGUCGAUGCAAUUUUCUGCCCGCCAACUGCCCUGGUGACUCACUCACAUGCGAGUUCUGACAUUCACACUUCCCGCCCGCCGAGAGCCUGCCUGUUGUAAUUACGGCCGCGGCAAAGUGCUGCUAUUACAAUAUGCUGUGUAAUCAAAUACAUGAGAUAUUGUUUGAAAUAAUCAUGACUUAAGUGUCCCGUCGGGUCUUUCACUGGCGAGUACACAUUAGGUGUCCAGUUCCAUAACCCGGAACGCUAAUAAUUGGACCUCAAGGUAACUGUUUGUAACUACCAGGAGGUCCAACGCUGAGGUAUGGUUCAAAGGUAUGUCAAAGUCAAGGAUACAAAAGUAGUAGCACCCUGGGGACAAAGCGUCAUCCACUUAAUGUGCACAGUGGAGCAUGCUUCUUGUACUUACCUUUUGAAGGCCACAUUUUCCCCCCCCCUAUUCGAAUCUGGAUUUAGGCCCAUUUUACUGCCAUUUCUCCUCUCUGUGAUCCACUUUUCAAUGUUUCAUAAAAAUGUGUUUUUCCUGUGAAAUGUUUUUCCUUUCCUAGAUGUCUUUUUGAACUGUGGGUCUGUGAAGCCCUUUGAGACAUUUUUGUAAUGAAGGGCUAAAUAAAUAACUUUUAAGGUAUGAAAUGCGGACUAUGGGGGAGGGGGGGUUUGUUGUAGUGUGCCAACUGAUUCACAGGGGAGCUUUAAGUUUCAGCCAAGUCGACAUUUCUUCAACGACUGAUCUGUGCUGUACUCUGAUUGCAACAGAUGCAGGAACACCCAGAAACAACAACAUAUAUUUCAUCACAUCCUCUUCAUUUAGGUCUAUCCCUAAACUAAUUAAACAUUACAGCUUCGCAAUCGACCGCUGCCCAUCUGUCUGAGACACCUGCUUCCUAUUUGGGCUUGUUUGGGCCAUUACCCUAUCGUAGGCGUUCGUCAAAGCCUGGAAUUUAUUGCUUCAUACCAAAAUGGCUGACUUCUUGCCACUUUCAAAGACGGGACCUUGAGACUUUUUCCUGUCAUGAUAGACAGGUCCACCCAAUUUUUUGGGUGGUCAGCCGAACAGGUGUGGUGGGCUGAAUGAGUUUUGCUCCCAAAUCCGUAUCUUUUUGGGAAGGAGAAAGUGGUGCAUGCUGCAUUCUGUCGCGCAUGCAGUCUCUAUCUCUCCUCUCUCUCUCGCUCUCUCUCUCUGCGUGUGCAUGAAUAAAUGAUGACGCUGGGCCCGUGAGAGCGGCGGGCCGGCAGGCAGGGCUCAUGUAUGUGUGAGUGUGCGUUGCAUCUGUCUGCGCAAACAAACGCUCUCUGUGCAGCCGCCAUUGCAAUUCCGAACACAAGCGCCAGUGGAACCGGCCAGCGAG
Molecule: messenger RNA, 2390 nt
Organism: Hippocampus comes (tiger tail seahorse)
Lineage: Eukaryota; Metazoa; Chordata; Actinopteri; Syngnathiformes; Syngnathidae
Product: sterile alpha motif domain-containing protein 15-like
Exons: 3
Coding region: 313-672 (119 amino acids)
Molecular function (GO): protein binding
Source: RefSeq, a predicted model, not a curated record